GUGCCUUUUAUUUAUUCUGUAAAAAUGUUAAGUUCCUUCUAUGAAGACGAUGAAAAAAACGAUAUUGACAAGAAGAUAUCUGAUAUCAUAGCAUCUCAUAUGAGGAGUUCCCGUGACCAAAGGUUACUGGAGGAUCAAGACUGCGAAGAUCUUCUCAUCAAGGAAAAUCCUUACUUCAGUCAGAAAUACGAAGACGCUUACCGAAAAUCGAUCCUAAAACCAGAGGAGUUUUGGGGGGAUGUAGGGAAUCUAGUCACAUGGACGAAACCAUGGAAAAAAGUGCUCGAUCAUUCAAACCCUCCAUUUACCAAAUGGUAUGUCGGGGGUGAGUUGAACGCUUGUUACAACGCGGUGGAUAGACAUGUGGAGGCUGGCAAUGGCAAUAAGAUCGCCAUCAUCCACGACAGUCCGUUCACUGCGACUGUCCAAAAAGUUAGUUACGGUAAAUUAUUAGAUAAAGUGUCACAUUUGGCUGGCGCCCUGGCCAAAUUGGGAGUGAGAAAAGGUGACAGGGUUCUAAUUUACAUGCCCUUGAUUCCUGAAACCAUCAUGGCGAUGCUGGCCACUGUUAGAUUGGGGGCUGUCCACUCCGUUGUGUUUGGUGGUUUUGCUGCGAGGGAGCUGUGCCAUAGGAUAAACCACGCCGAGCCAAAAGUUAUAAUCGCAGCUAGCUGUGGAGUGGAACCCAACAAAAUCAUCAGAUACAAAGACAUAUUGAAUGAAGCCAUCGAGUACUCUUGUCAUAAGCCUUCGAAGUGUAUAAUAUUCCAAAGAAGAAACAUCGAAUCGUGCGCUUUAGAUGUAGAAAUGGAUAUUUUGUGGGAGGACGCCUUAAAAAUGGCCGGACCACACGAGUGCGUUUCAGUGGAAGCAAACGAUCCUUUGUAUAUUUUGUACACGUCUGGCACCACAGACCAACCCAAGGGUAUCCAAAGACCAGUCGGUGGUCACAUUGCGACCCUCACGUGGACCAUGAGUAAUAUCUACGGAAUGAAACCGGACGACGUGUGGUGGGUGGCCAGUGAUUUAGGUUGGGUCGUAGGCCAUUCAUACAUUUGUUACGGACCUUUGCUCUACGGCAUAACGACAGUGAUGUACGAAGGGAAGCCCGACAGAACCCCCAAUCCUGGAAGUUACUUCAGAAUAAUAAACGAGCACAAGGUCAACGCCAUGUUCUCGGUACCAACAGCGUUCCGUGUGAUCAAACGCGAGGACCCGGAAGUCGAAUUUGGACGCAAAUAUGCCAUAAAUAGUCUCAGGACUAUAUUCGUGGCAGGUGAACACUGCGACUACGAGACCAAGUCGUGGAUGGAGAAGAUAUUUAAAGUGCCAGUUUUGAACCAUUGGUGGCAAACUGAGACCGGCCACGCCAUCACGGCCUCCUGUUUAGGCUUGAGGAAUAGCUUGAGCCCUCCGAAGUAUUCUUCGGGGAUGCCCGUUCCCGGGUACAACAUUCAAGUGUUAAGGGAUGACGGAACUGAGACUAAACCUCACGAAUUAGGCAGAAUAGCUAUAAAACUGCCGCUGCCGCCUGGUACCGUUAGCACCUUGUAUGAGGCACCGGAGCGUUUCUGCCAGACCUACUUCAACAAGUAUCCGGGGUAUUAUGAUACAAUGGAUGCGGGUUAUGUGGAUGAGUACGGAUACAUUUAUGUAACUGCCAGAGAUGAUGAUGUUAUAAAUGUGGCCGGCCAUAGAAUAUCAACAGCAGCCUUAGAAAAUGUUGUUCUCGCCCAUCCUGAUAUAGCGGAUGCUACGGUUGUUGGUGUUCCGGAAGCCACCAAAGGGGAAGUCCCUCUUUGUUUGUUUGUCAUUAAAAAGAACGCUAGGAAAAAUGAAUCAACUAUAGCGAGGGAUUUGAUGAGAAUGAUAAGGGAAUUGGUGGGUCCCAUAGCAGCCUUCAAGAUGGCUGUGUCGGUACCAGCUUUACCUCGCACGAGGUCCGGAAAAACUUGUAGGAAAUCUAUUUCAGACUUAGCCAGGGAUAAACAGAUCAAGAUAUCUCCAACGGUAGAAGAUCCAACAGUUUACAAAGAUAUCAAAGCCACCCUUCAAAAACUGGGUUUCGCACGCACAGUGCAAGAUUUCCAGUAAAACGAAGUUAAAAAUAUAAAGAAUGACGAAUAGCAAUAAAUGUACGGUUUACAAUAUUAUAUUUUAUUUUAUUAAAUAGCUAAUUUUAGAGUAUUCUGUAACUUAUUAUAUUAUGUGCUUUAUACUAAUUGUUGGUUAGUUAGCAGACACUGUAACAGUACUGUGUUUACUCUUAAACAAUUAUUUUUUAUUAAAUAAAUACAUUACAGUACCUUAUAGUAUAUUAAUUAAUAUAUCCCUAAAAUCCUAGUUUAAAAAUAAAAAUCCUCUAGAAGUGUUGUGCAUAAUAGGAUAACAACUUAGAAAUGGGUAAAACAGUAAAACAUCGUUUAACUAUUACAUAUAAUAUAAUAUUUGUAACAGUUACCAAUAACAGAUGUUCAUUGGAACAUUCCUUUAUCUAAAAACGCGAGUUUCGUAGUUUCAUGUUUUAAACACCUAAAUUUAUUUAAAAAAUAACAAUUUAUAAUAUAUACUAUCUACUAAUAUAUUGGAACUUCGCGCCAUUUAAUAAUAUUUAUAUAUUUAUACCGCGGUGCACAGUAAGCUUCAAAACUAGCCGAUAUAAUAAUAUUUAUAAUGGCUUUAAAUAUUUGCCAUGAAACUACAACAGGAAUAAUAGUUUUUUGGUCCAUCUCCAAUCGUAACUGGCUAAGUCCCAAGAAAAAUCUGUCAUUUUAUUUAUAAACAGUUUCCGACACUAUUAAAACCCAUCUCUUAAAAUCUUAAAAAACAUACAGAUAGACAGAGAGAUAAGAGAGAGGUGAGAGGAUGUUAAAUAAAAUUCCAAGUAUAAUUAUAUAUGCGUGAUUAUAUUUUAAAAUUCAUCUUUAAUAUGAAAAUAUCAAUAGCAUUUUGUAAGUUCUUUAAAUUAUAUUACAACACUUAUACGAAACUCGAAACAGAUAAAAAAGGCCUUUCACAACAAUUAAAACAAUUUGCAGGCGAUGAUUCCUGAAAUGGAACUAGUAAACACUUUUUAACAGCAUAUGUUAUUCACCUCUCUUUAAUUUUAAAGCUCAGAAUACCUUUAUAAUAUAAAUGAAAGCAUAGAUAAAUUAUAGGGUAGUCCACACGUUGGACGCUUUUCCUUCUGAUUUACUCAAUCAAUCAAUCAGUUAACUUUAUUAAAACACACGCAAUGGUGGACAAAUACUAAUACGUAUACUAAUACGUAUUUGUGCACAAUUGGUUUUCACUUUUGAAUUUGAUUCACGAACGAUUUAGAAGAAUGUUUCCGAUAUUUCCGGAAAGUGUCCAACUUGUGUGGGUCACGACCUUACUCCUAUCCACCUUUAGUAGAUCUGAAAAUCUUAGCAAGGCAAUUAUUGUAAUGAGGUUGAUUCACGUUACGAUUUGUAUUCUGUGACGGUGGUGGUGGUGGUGGUGGUGGCGGUGGUGUUGAUGGUGGUUUUUUUUUUUAAUUAUUAAUAUGAUGAAUUUUGCGAGCAAUGAGCGAUAUAAUAUAAAAUAACACUAUACAUAAUAACAAAUUAACGAUUUUUAAAUUUAUUUUAUUAUUAUUAAUAUAAUUACAUUAACAACUAAAACUGAUUUGCCAAACAUUAAUUUGGCAUUAAAAAAUUAUCUAUACCGACAGUUUCAAGUAAUCUUAUCCGAAAAUGGAUUAAACAUGUUAAAUACAGGGAGAAAACAUGAUCUUUACGGAAAACUAGCAGAACCUCCCUACAUCAACAGAUAGAGAGGCUCCAUCAAAAGUGUAAGACCAUUUCACAAAUUUUAAUCUAAAAGGUCGGCCUACAUUCAACAUGCCUUCAUCAUCCCCUACUUUUGAAUAAUAAUGCUAAUUACAAGAAUAAAAACAGUGAUCAAUGUACAAGUCAAAAGUAGGUAGUGAACAAUUUCAAAAUCGAUUUGCGAAUAAAGUCGAAAAAAUUUGUCGAAACACCCGGUACUUAAUAAAUAAUAAAACCGUACGAGGGGCGCCAGUUUUUAAGAUGGCACUCACGACAUUCUUCCGGACCACGGAGAAAUUAUGUUUGCGCGAUCGAGUGAUCAGGAAUUAAUUGACAAAUGACUUUCCGCUUCUAGAAACUUGCCAAUCCAGUGUAAAAAAAUUCUUAUCAAAAUAAUUGUUUGUACUUUAUUCACAGUUUCUCUUUGUGGGCAAGAAAACGAUUUUUUUUUUUUUUCGGCGGACUCUCUUCUAUUAGGCACGUGAUUGUAAAAGCCAAUCA
Molecule: messenger RNA, 4292 nt
Organism: Aethina tumida (small hive beetle)
Lineage: Eukaryota; Metazoa; Arthropoda; Insecta; Coleoptera; Nitidulidae
Product: acyl-CoA synthetase short-chain family member 3, mitochondrial
Exons: 10
Coding region: 25-2094 (689 amino acids)
Source: RefSeq, a predicted model, not a curated record